Molecule: messenger RNA, 2001 nt
Organism: Rhodamnia argentea
Lineage: Eukaryota; Viridiplantae; Streptophyta; Magnoliopsida; Myrtales; Myrtaceae
Product: transmembrane protein 87A
Exons: 5
Coding region: 190-1725 (511 amino acids)
Biological process (GO): transport
Cellular component (GO): membrane; Golgi apparatus
Source: RefSeq, a predicted model, not a curated record
CGCACACACUCAAACUCUCUACUCCUACCAGACCAGAUCCGCCCGCACUCCUACUCGCUCUCUCUCUCUCUCUCCCCGUGGACUUUUUGCGUGUUGAAAUUGAAUCACCGUGACCAGCUGAGCUGUGAGGACCCUGGUCCUGAAGCUUCCCACCGAGAUCGCCGCUGAAGCUCCCUCCUCCAGCUCCCGAUGUCUCGGCCCAACGGCUUCCUCUCGGCUCUUUCGCUUCUCUGCGCCUCCAUUUGCCUCUCGUACGGCUCGGUCCACGAGUACAACGGCGACAGGUUCGUGAGCAAGGGCAACGCCUUCUUCUUCCACGGCGGCAGCGAGGGAAUCUACUCUUCUUCUCCGACUUCUAGUCCCAACGACACCGCCGUUCCUUCUAACGGAGAGUCCUUUAUCAAAUUUGAAAAGAUUAAGUUCCGGAGACCCAAGGAAUAUGCAAACUCUAGUUCCGAGUUGAUACAAGCCAUUGUUUUUGAGGUAGAAGACAGAGAGACUAUUGGGGGUUCAGCCUAUGGUGGUCAAAAAGCAGUCUGCUGCACAGCUGAUCUUGCUAAGCUGGGUGUCUGCAAGCGGGGUCGGAUCAUUCACCGACCUUCUUUGAAGAACAUUGACUGGCCGCAAGUGUUUGGCGUGUCAUUUGGAAUAGAUGAUCAGGUUGUGGCUAUGCCUGCAAAAUUAAUACCAAUAACAGGAACUGGGAUGUAUAAUUUGUAUUUUAUCCACUGCGAUCCAAAUCUCAAGGAGUUGACUAUUGAGGGGAAAACAAUUUGGAAAAACCCUACUGGGUAUCUGCCUGGUCGAAUGGCGCCUCUCAUGAUCUUCUACGGUUUCAUGUCCUUUGCUUUUGUGAUACUUGGAGUAUUUUGGUUCUCUCAAUAUGCUAGAUUCUGGAGAGAAGUUCUUCCACUGCAGAACUGCAUAACCCUUGUAAUAACCUUGGGCAUGUUUGAGAUGGCGUUGUGGUACUUCGACUAUGCUGAAUUCAAUGAGACUGGAAUCAGGCCCAUUGGGAUCACCGUGUGGGCAGUUACUUUUGGGACUAUCAAACGUACAGUUGCACGUCUGAUUAUUCUGAUGGUUGCAAUGGGCUACGGCGUUGUUCGGCCUACUCUAGGUGGGAUUACCUCCAAGGUCAUUAUGCUAGGACUGACCUUCUUUCUGGCAUCUGAAGUCCUUGAGUUGGUGGAAAAUGCUGGUGCAGUCAGUGAUCUUUCAGGGAAAGCAAGACUAUUUUUGGUUCUUCCAGUGGGUCUCCUGGAUGCUUUUUUCAUCUUGUGGAUAUUUUCUUCCCUCUCUGCAACUUUGAGUAAGCUUCAGGCUAGAAGGAUGAUGGUUAAACUGGACAUAUACAGGAAGUUUACGAAUGCUCUGGCAGUUGCUGUGAUCGUAUCUGUUGGUUGGUUAUGCUACGAGCUCUAUUUCAAGUCAAAGGAUGCCUACAACGAGUUGUGGCAGAAUGCAUGGGUCAUUCCUGCCUUCUGGCAAGUCCUGUCAUUCUCUCUUCUCUGUGUGAUAUGUGCUCUUUGGGCACCAUCUCAGAGUUCAAUGCGAUAUGCUUACUCAGGAGAGGCAGGAGAUGAAUUCGACAAAGAAGAAACCAACUUGAUACUUAUUAAGCCAUCGCCCAUGCCAUCGAAGGAUGUCCAUAGUGUGCAGGAUGCUAGGGCCAUGCACGGCGGCAAUGGAGCAGCAGAUGGGAUGGAAGAGAAGACAGAGUGAAGUAGCAGUUGAAUUAUGUUGCUGUGAGGAGGUUCACUUGUUAAUCUUUUGACUGUCGGCGACAAGACAUAACAGUUCGUUAGCCUCUCAAUCAUACCAAGCGCAAAAGUUUCGUACAACAGGUUCUUGCCAUGGAGAUCUUCACUGAAAAUCAAUGUGCCUCAUUUCUUCGUUGAUCUUUUACUCUCAUUUAUUUGUUCAUCCGGUGAUCGCUUACCUUACUGACAGUUGUUACAGACGAGAAACAGAAAAUGAGUGCCAGUUGCGUUGAGCUCA